Cotesia glomerata is the source of this 1077-nucleotide messenger RNA. RefSeq lists its product as uncharacterized. NCBI's taxonomy places the organism in Eukaryota, Metazoa, Arthropoda, Insecta, Hymenoptera, Braconidae. The transcript has 2 exons. The coding region runs from base 99 to 557 and encodes 152 amino acids. The record is from RefSeq and is a predicted model, not a curated record.
UGCUUCACAAGUCUGCUGUUGGCAGAGAUAAGCAUCUCGCGUCGAACCAAAAUCUCUGUGGCCUUUCCUUGGUUAGUCUCGGGAAAGCGCUGUGCGCUAUGUUCUCCGAUGAUGAAGAACCAUUGGAGAAGGAUGACAUUUUAGAGUUGCUGUGUGACUCCAGUAACAUUAUGUGUGAAUUAAUGUUUCAACUGGAAAAGGCUCGUAAAACUCAUGUUUACCAGUACGUGGAGUCUAAACGCAAGACUGUUUUAGAAGAAUCUGUCACUGACGAGUUUUUAUUCGGCAAGGAUCUUUCUAAAAGGAUCAAAGAUUCUUCUACGGUUGAAAAAGCAGGUUUAACCUUGAAAUCCCAACCCGAGCAGAAGACUUUUGUUUCACGGAAGCGUUUUUUAAACUGGAAGAGCCCGGCUACGUCGCGAGGUGGCCCGUCUCAGUCGGGCUUCAACCGGAAACCAUUCCAAAAAUUUGGCCAGUUCAAUCGAUCGACACCACCACAAACUCGAUCUCUGACCAAAUCCAAGGGCCAUCAGUCCCAAUCAAACAACACAAAGUAGAGGAAAAUGCAACAUCCAUUAGCCGCGAAAUUAACCCUGAUGGCAGGAAGAUUAUCUGCGAAGCAUUCAAGUUGAAAGGAGUAAAAGAAGAGUCUGUUAGUCUUCUCCUCAACUCGAUUACUGAAUCUACUCUUAAACAAUACACUAAACCUAUUGUAGAUUGGUAUUAUUUUUGCAAAUCUCAAGACUUGAACUUAUACAGGCCAACUGAGGGUCAAGUUGCGGACUGGUUGUCUGGAAAAUUUCAUCAAGGUGCUUCUUAUAGUUCUCUGAAUACUUGUCGUUCGGCUCUUUCGUUAAUUUGUGGAGAAUAUAUUGGACAGAGUCCUUUAUUAUCUCGUCUGUUAAAAGGGAUUUAUAAAGAGAAACCCAGUAAACCUAAGUACAAUAAAAUUUACAGUCUUGAUCCGGUUAUUAAUAAAUUAGAACAAAUGAGUCCGCUCAGUGUUCUUAGUUUACCAGAAUUAACUAACAAGUUAUUAAUGUCAAUGGCCUUAAUUACGGCGCAUCGUAAACAAAC